CUUUUCCAACCUUUUGUGCACAAAAAACAGUUGCUGAAUUGCUUUCACUUUCUUGCUUUGGUUUUCAAACAUUCAGUUGUUGAAAUGGGUGAUGCGGUUGUUGCGGUCCUUGUGAAGGAGGUGGUGCGGAUACUGGGUUCUUUAGCUAACCAAGAGCUUGCUCUACUCAGGGGACUCAAAGGCGAUAUUUUGAGUCUUCAGAAUGAUUUCGAGCAGAUCCAAGCUGUUCUUCAAGAUGCAGAAGAGAAACAAGUCAAGAAUAACACUGUAAAGAUAUGGCUUAAGCACCUCAGAUCUGUCUCCUUGGAGGCAGAAAAUGUGCUGGACGAGAUCUCAACUGAGGCUUUGUUGCAAAGCCUACACAAAAAAAGAGGCUUCAAACACAGGGUAAGAGCCUUCUUCUCUCCCGAUCAUAAUAAGUUUAUGUCCCGUGUUAGGAUUGCUCACAAAGUUAAAGACAUAAGAAAGAAGCUUGAUGACAUUGCAUUUAAGAGAUUUGAGUUAGGUUUGAUCCCUUCGGAUGCUAUAAGUGAUGUAGAUGAUAUGGUAGUUGAAAAUGAGAUGCCAAAUAGAGAAACUAGCUCGCUUAUACAUGAUUCUUCAAUCAUCUUUGGAAGAGAUGAAGAGUUGGAGAUGGUGACUAAAGCGAUAUGUAACCAAGAUGUCGGAAAUGGUGAGGUUCCGGUGUAUUCUAUAUGGGGUAUGGGAGGUUUGGGAAAGACCACUUUAGCUCAGUUAGUUUAUAACCAUGAAAGGGUGAAGCAAUGUUUCGAGUUAAAAUGUUGGAUCUAUGUUUCUGAAAAGUUCCAGGUUAAGGAGAUAAUGAAAAAAAUCAUCGAGUCCAUAGAUGAUUGUGGGUGCACACUUACAUUGCUAGAUAAGUUGCAAGAGUCCCUUCAAAGCAGGUUAGGGGGGAAGAAAUUUUUGGUUGUACUAGAUGACGUUUGGGUUGAAGAUGAUGAAAAUGAAAAGAGCAUGUGGGAGGAGCUAAGAAAAACAUUAAGGUGUGGGGCAGAUGGGAGUAUUGUUGUGAUGACAACACGAUCACAAGCAACUAGUCAAAUGUUUAGUAAGGUUCCCAAGUUACAACAUAAACUGGGAUGUUUAUCAAGAGAUGACUCGUGGUCACUAUUCGAAAAGCUUGCAUUUGCACCCGGAAGAGAGAGAGAUAACAUAAGUGAGCUAGAGCAUAUUGGAAGGGAGAUAGUUGAGAAAUGUAAAGGACUACCUCUAGCAGUGAAGACCUUGGGUAGCUUAAUGUGGUCGAAAAGUAGUACAAGCGAUUGGCAACAUGUGAAAGACAACAACUUAUGGGAUUUGGAUGAAGUUAAAGUCGUGCCUGCUAUUUUGAAGUUAAGCUAUGAUAAACUGCUUCCACAUUUAAAAAGAUGUUUUGCUUAUUGUUGUUUAUUUCCAAAAGGUUGUGAAAUCGAAAAGGAUGUACUGAUUUCGUUGUGGGUUGUUAAUGGUUUCAUUCCACCCAAAGGAGGAAAAGACUUGUAUAUGCUUGGGGAAGAAAUUCUUAAUUGCUUUGUUUGGAGGUCAUUCUUGCAGGUUGUUAAUCCCGGCAAAUUUUCAGAUGGUAUUUACAGAUAUAAAAUGCAUGAUCUGAUGCAUGACAUGGCACAUGAUGUGAUGGGACAUGAUUGUUUGGUUAUGGAGCAUGGAAGUAACAAGGCUGAAAUACCAGAAGCGGUGGUUCAUUUGAGCUCGUCACGCCAUAUUAAGUUUUCAGAUGAGGAUUUACGAAAGUUAACAUCGUUAAGAUCAAUAUUCAUGUUCAGGAAAGAGGCUGAAUGUAGCAAAAGUUUCAAGCAAGCUUAUGUAAGGGUAUUACACUUGGAUGGUAUUUACUUAAUGACAUUCCCUAAAUCCGUUUGCAAACUCAAACAUCUAAAAUACCUGAAUUUAUCAAAUUCAAGUAUAGAAGUUUUACCCAAGUCAAUUAUGUAUCUCCAAAACUUGCAAUACUUGAAUUUAUCACGUUCAAGCAUUAAAGUUUUACCUAAGUCGAUUAUGUAUCUCCAAAACUUGCAAUACUUGAAUUUAUCACACUCAUAUACGGAAGUUUUGCCUGAGGGGAUUAUUAAUCUCCAAAACUUGCAAACGCUGCGUUUGUAUAAUUGUUAUUCGCUGCGUAAGUUGCCUAAAGGCCUGAGAUACAUGAGAAAUCUUCAUUGUUUGGACACAUGUGGUAUUUUACUCAAAGAUUUUCCAGAAGGAAUCAAAGAACUAACUAGUCUCCGAAUACUUUCAAGGUUUCCAGUUGGUAAAGGGGAUGUGGCCAAAAUUGGGGAAUUGGAGGAUUUAAAUCUACUUGAGGGCAAGUUGUGGUUAGAAGGGCUAGAGAAUGUUGGAAGUUUAGAAGAAGCUAAGAGUGCUAAACUUGAAUGCAAAAGAAAUCUAUUGGAUUUGUUGUUGCGUUGGUCUAAAUAUAGGGAACUGGAACUAGCAGCACAGCGUGUAGUUGAUGAAGAGGUUCUGGAGGGACUAGAACCAAAUCCGAGUCUCAAGAAAUUGACAAUAUAUGGUUACAUGGGAAUGAUUAUUUCUCCCAGUUGGUUGCUGAAUUUAAAAAAUUUGCUUGAAAUUAAAAUUUCUAUGUGUAGUCGUUGUGAGCAUAUUCCAUUACUUGGGAGAUUACCCAAUCUUAGGAUCAUUGACUUGAGUUACAUGGGUUCUUUUAAGUGUUUCCUUGAUGACGACACAAACAUGUUAGGAGGUACCACCGAUACGUUUCUUUGUGUAGAAGAAUUACACAUCAAUUACUGUCGGAGUUUGGUUUCCUUGCCAAGUAACCUUCCAAAACUCAAGGUUUUAUACUUAGAGGAGUGCAAUGCUUUAGUUUCUCUACCGGAUGAGAUUCAGAGUUUCAAGCAUUUGAAAGAACUUACUAUAUCAGACUGUGAACAAUUAAGGAAAAGGUACGGAAAACAAACGGGUGUAGAGUGGCAUAAAAUUUCUCACAUUCCCCACGUCAAAUUUCUUGACCCACUUUAGCAACUUCUUUGUGAAAGAGUUGCUACUGUAGCUAAUUGUACAUGCUUCCCAAACAUGAUGUACAACUCUUUCAGGCAGCCUCUAUGUUUACAUUGCCACGUGUUGCCACCUAGCAUUUCUUUUCUUAAACCCACACACGUGAGAGCAGGACGCCGCCCCACCACCGUCAACAUCAGCCUACCGCUACCGAUUCUUUGAUCCGAUAAACAGAACCUUCGGCAGGUAUUGGUUAUUUUUUUGGGGUCUUUGAAAACUGCAGCUUCAUUGACGGUUGAAAGGACUAAUCAAGAAAAUAAACAGAGAUUUGUGUGAUCAAAGUCAAUGCAAAGGUUACAACUCGCUGCCGUCUGUUGCGUCAAAGUUCUUCGAUGUAUUUUCGAAGCCGUCCAUGGUGGAAAAUGCAAACUAGAGUCCAACAACAAAUUGUGAAAAAAGAAACAGAAGAAAGUGAACAAGAUGGUGAGUCAAUUACUGACUCAGACUCAGUAAUCUUGAAACCAAAGAUCUUCCUGAAAACGAUGAUGGUAAAAAAGAAAACACAAACAUUGUCGGACAAGAAGAUUUAGUCAUGGGUUGACCGAGUUUCAUGGAAGUGGACGUUCAAUAUGGAGAAAAUGUGGGAAACAUGUAGGAACUACGUGGGCGAUAUAGUCUUUUGUUUAACUUUAUUUUGUAUUUAAGCACCUUGUUUUUCAUUGUAAUGUUACGAGAUUUAAAUUAAUUUAGAGAAAUUUUUUUUGUCA
Messenger RNA from Helianthus annuus (common sunflower), 3743 nucleotides. Its product is annotated as putative disease resistance protein RGA3. The coding region runs from base 85 to 3000 and encodes 971 amino acids. The record is from RefSeq and is a predicted model, not a curated record. Gene Ontology annotation, biological process: defense response to other organism. NCBI's taxonomy places the organism in Eukaryota, Viridiplantae, Streptophyta, Magnoliopsida, Asterales, Asteraceae. The transcript has 4 exons. Gene Ontology annotation, molecular function: protein binding; ADP binding.